Prorocentrum cordatum is the source of this 900-nucleotide messenger RNA. NCBI's taxonomy places the organism in Eukaryota, Dinophyceae, Prorocentrales, Prorocentraceae. The record is from the annotation of a GenBank genome assembly.
AUGCUGGGCUUCGGCUCCCGCUGCGGCGCCAUCGUCGGCCGGGCGGUCUUCGGGCUUCUGCUGCAGUACUACACGUGGCGCACGCUGGCCAAGGUCAUCUCCGGCGCGCUCUUCUUCGCGGCCAUCGCGACCGUCAUCCUCGUCAACGGGAAAUUGGCCGAGGCCGCAAAGACCAGGAAGCAGGUCGACUCCAGCGCCCCAAAGGCGAGCCUCGCAAGCAAGUUGACGAAGCUCGGGAAGGAGCCGGCCGUGUGGAUGCUGGCAACAGGCUUCUCGCUCCUGUGCUUCAUUAUGCAUGGCGACGACUUGAUGCCGCUCUUGUUCUACGGGCUGACGGGGAACCCCCUCAGCGUGACCUACUCUGCAAUUUUCCCGCUUGGCGGCAUUUGCGCCAUGAUUGCGAACGCCACCCAGUCGCACAAGAUCAAGUCCAAGGAGAAGAAGGAAUGGUUCUAUGUCUACCUCAGCAGCAUUGCCAUCGCUGCGUUUGCCGCGCUUUACUUCAUCACAUGCGCAGCCGGUUCAGGCAACGUGGCACUGCCAGUCGUCAUGGCCUUGAUCUGGAUUGCAGGCUUCACAGCAGCCCCACCAUACUACCAGCUGGCGAACAUCUUUGCGAUGGAAUACGGCGGCGAUGACAGCGCCACGCUUGUCAGCAUCUACGAGCUGGUGGCAUUCUUCACCAAGUCUCCAGUGCACUCUCAGAUCUUGAAGAUCGCUGACUCCGGAUGGGAAAACGUGGUGUUAAGCCUUUUUGUAAUCGCGCUGUGCGCAUUCUUCACCAUGUUCUUCUUCGUGCGCCGUUGGCACAAGGUGCUGCGCAAGAAGAACGAUUACGACGUGAAUCAGUAUGCUGCGGUCGGCAACAAGCAGCCAAUCGCCCGCGGUGUGACGCCGUAG